AAACAGUCAAAAACAACCGGGCAAGUGAACUUCGUCGUGGAAAAAUCGACUUGGAACAAAUGGCCUGGGCUUGCCUUGCGAAACCCGUCCCGAAACCUGUGUCAUUUGAGGAACGCCGAUGGCCAAACAAUCCGGUUGGGUUUCGCGUGCGUCACUUUGUGGCUGGUUUCAGGCUUUCAGCACGAGAGCUGGUCCGUGCCCUGUCCCCGGACUUUCAGAACUUACAACGGCGCCGACAACCCACGGCAACCUCCGGCUCCGCAGCAGAUCCGGCCCCAGAGUUGGAGGCGGAGAGAGGCGACAUCGGGUUCCAGAGUCCAAACAAGCGGAAUCGGCCGUAAGAGACACCAAGUCACGGUCCCGAAACACCUCGUUCCCACCCGUCAUUCAUGCUUCUACAGGAUAAGGAGCCCUCCUCAACAGAUCCGAUAUUACUGCCAGAUUUUCAGGCACGCAGGUUCUCCUUUUAGUAGCCGCCCAUCAUACAUGAUUCUUCCAGGUCUCAUCAUGGAGUGUCCCUGCACCAAACUCUUCAUUGCUGUCUUUUG
Messenger RNA from Parathielavia appendiculata, 548 nucleotides. RefSeq lists its product as uncharacterized. The transcript has 2 exons. Lineage: Eukaryota; Fungi; Ascomycota; Sordariomycetes; Sordariales; Chaetomiaceae. The record is from RefSeq and is a predicted model, not a curated record. Bases 119 to 406 code for a protein of 95 amino acids.